This is a messenger RNA of Antechinus flavipes (yellow-footed antechinus), 10901 nucleotides long. It is a transcript of the gene DLGAP2, whose product is annotated as DLG associated protein 2. Gene Ontology annotation, biological process: signaling. The coding region runs from base 185 to 3328 and encodes 1047 amino acids. Gene Ontology annotation, molecular function: molecular adaptor activity. The record is from RefSeq and is a predicted model, not a curated record. Lineage: Eukaryota; Metazoa; Chordata; Mammalia; Dasyuromorphia; Dasyuridae. Gene Ontology annotation, cellular component: postsynaptic specialization; glutamatergic synapse. The transcript has 14 exons.
UCACAGAAGCAGCCUCGGCUGUAGCCAGAAGCAGGAGCCUUAGCGCAUGGAAUGUCCAGUACAACCUCAGCCACCGAGUCUGAUGUUCUGAGCACGGUUCCCCUGUCCACUUUCUCACUGAACCUGACCUAGGGGGAGUUGGCCACCUCAUCAUGUCACUCCGAACCUGCUGAAAUAGUAAUGCAUGAGAAUGUCAGCGCUGAAAAAGGUUUUGCCUGGCAUUCUGCAGAAGCAUUGCUGUAUCUUACCAGACAGGAAUACAGAGUCACAGUGUACUCUCUGUGGGGAACCGGAAGAGGAAGAGGGCGGAGAUCUGGUCCAGCCGGGGAUCAGUUUUCCAGGGCCAGCAGAGGAGGAACUAGAUCAGCAGUACUCAUGGUCACCAACCCAGCACUUCAAUGAAGAGAGAUACUCUCCUGCUCCUAGGAAUAUGAAAGGAUUAUCCAGUAGUCGAAAUCAACCACAGUUAUGUUCCGGUCAUACCUGUGGCUUAACACCCCCUGAAGAUUGUGAACAUACCCAUGACCACCUUCACCAUGGGCAGGAGCCAAGACAAUCGUACCUGCUUAGCCCUACAGAGAGCUGCCCCUUGGAUCACCAUCGCUGCUCACCACGGAGCUCCAUCCAUUCCGAAUGUAUGAUGAUGCCCAUGAUGAUGGGUGAUCACAUGUCCAGUAGCACUUUUCCCAGAAUGCACUACAGCUCACAUUACGAUACAAGGGACGACUGCGCCAUGUCUCAUGCUAGCACUAAAAUCAAUCGGAUCCCCGCCAAUCUUUUGGACCAGUUUGAGAAACAGCUUCCCCUACACAGGGAUGGAUUCCAUACUUUACAGUAUCAGAGGACUUCAACUGCUGCAGAACAACGGAGUGAAAGCCCAGGGAGAAUACGACACCUUGUCCAUUCAGUUCAGAAGCUUUUCACCAAGUCUCAUUCUUUAGAAGGCUCUUCUAAAAGUAAUGUCAAUGGUACCAAGAGUGACACUAGAAGUGAUGAUCAUCAUCACGGCCAUCCUUCUAAACAUAGCAAAAGGAGCAAAAGCAAGGAGCGAAAGCCUGAAACUAAGCAUAAAUCUGGGAUGAGUAGCUGGUGGAGCUCUGAUGACAAUUUGGACAGUGAUAGCACUUAUCGAACACCCAGUGUGGUGAAUCGACACCAUGUAGAUCAUAUCUCCCACUGCUACCCCGAAGCUCUCCAGAGCCAUUUUGGGGAUCUCUCCCUAAAGACUUCCAAAAGUAAUAAUGACAUGAAAUGCUCUGCAUGUGAAGGCUUAGCUAUGACCCCUGAUGGGAAAUACAUGAAAAGGAGUUCCUGGUCGACUCUCACAGUAAGCCAGGCAAAAGAAGCUUAUCGAAAGAGUUCAUUGAACUUAGAUAAGCCUUUGAUCCAUCAGGAAAUUAAGCCUGCCUUGAGGCCAUGUCAUUACCUUCAGGUGCCUCAAGAUGAAUGGGGAGGGUACCCCACUGGCGGGAAAGAUGAAGAGAUACCCUGCAGGAGGAUGAGAAGUGGAAGUUAUAUUAAAGCCAUGGGAGAUGAAGAGAGCGGAGAAUCUGACUCUAGCCCGAAAACAUCACCAAAAGUAGCAGUCCGACCAGAGGCGUUGUUAAAGUCCAUUGGACAGAGACCGCUUGGAGAUCACCAAACCCAGAGCUACCUACAAGCUGCAAGUGAUGUGCCUGGUGGUCACAACCUGGAUCCUUCUGCUAACUACAACUCUCCGAAAUUCCGCUCCAGGAAUCAGAGCUACAUGCGGGCAGUCAGCACUCUGAGUCAGGCCAGCUGCGUUAGUCAGAUGAGUGAAGCUGAGAUCAACGGGCAGUUUGAAUCGGUGUGUGAAUCAGUCUUUAGUGAAGUUGAAUCUCAGGCCAUGGAUGCCCUAGACCUUCCUGGUUGCUUCCGAACGAGAAGUCACAGUUAUCUGAGAGCCAUUCAGGCUGGUUACUCCCAAGAUGAUGAAUGUAUUCCUGCAAUGACAUCUUCAAACAUCACCUCAACUAUCAGGUCAACAACAGCUGUAUCAUACACAAGUUAUAAAAAGACACCACCACCAGUACCCCCUCGGACGACCUCCAAGCCUUUGAUUUCUGUCACUGCCCAGAGCAGCACGGAAUCUACCCAGGAUGCCUACCAUGACAGCCGGACUCAGAGGAUCCCUCCCUGGCCACAAGACGGUCGAGGCUUGUACAAUUCCACAGAUAGCCUGGACAGUAACAAGGCCAUGAAUCUUGCCCUGGAAACAGCAGCUGCUCAGCGCCAUGCCUCUGAGAGCCAGAGCAGCUCCGUUCGAACAAGCGACAAAGCUGUCCUAGUGACAAAAGCUGAGGAGUUCCUCAAAAGCCGGCGUUCCUCAAUAGGAAUUCAGGUGGAAACAGCAACUGAUUCUGAUACGGAAAGUAGAGGUCUACGGGAAUACCAUUCUGUUGGAGUGCAAGUAGAAGAUGAAAAACGGCAUGGUCGGUUUAAACGUUCAAAUAGUGUAACAGCUGCAGUUCAGGCUGACUUGGAACUGGAGGGCUUUCCUGGACACAUUACUAUGGAGGACAAAGGUCUUCAGUUUGGUUCAUCAUUUCAGCGACAUUCAGAACCUAGCACCCCUACCCAAUAUGGCGCAGUAAGAACUGUACGGACACAAGGACUUUUCAGUUACCGAGAAGAUUAUAGGACACCAGUUGACACCUCAAACCUUCCCCCACCUGAUCCUUGGCUGGAGCCAUCUAUUGAGACAGUAGAAACUGGCAGGAUGUCACCGUGUCGACGGGAUGGAACAUGGUUUAUGAAGCUACUGCACACAGAAACAAAAAGGAUGGAAGGAUGGUGUAAAGAGAUGGAAAGAGAAGCAGAAGAAAAUGACCUCUCUGAAGAAAUUCUAGGCAAAAUCAGGAGUGCAGUUGGAAGUGCUCAGCUUCUCAUGUCUCAGAAGUUCCAGCAAUUUUAUUGGCUUUGUCAGCAAAAUUUGGAUCCCAGUGCUAUGCCAAGGCCUACUUCCCAAGACCUGGCAGGAUUUUGGGACUUAUUGCAGCUUUCGAUUGAAGAUGUCAGCAUGAAAUUUGAUGAACUCCACCAGCUGAAGCUCAAUGAAUGGAAGCUAAUAGAAUCCCCAGAAAGAAAGGAAGAAAGAAAGGUUCCCCCUCCAGUACCAAAGAAGCCUCCAAAAGGGAAAUUUCCUAUUACAAGAGAAAAGUCUCUAGACCUACCUGACAGACAACGUCAAGAAGCCAGAAGACGGCUUAUGGCCGCCAAGAGAGCAGCCUCCUUUAGACAGAAUUCAGCCACCGAAAGAGCAGACAGCAUUGAGAUCUACAUCCCUGAGGCCCAAACCAGGCUUUAAAGACAGAAUGCUGCAACAUUUCCUUUUUUUAAAAAACAAACAAAAAAAGCUUGUACAGUUUGUCACUUAACCUGGUAAUUUCUGUCUCAUUUUCUCCACUGAAUAUGCCCUUGCUGUUGUGUUCUUCGUGCCAUAAGCACAGUGGAAUGUUUUGAUUUUUUCAAAGUUUGCCGAGCUCAUUGCAAGAAUGACUUCUUUUUGUAUUUAUUGUCUGACUUACAAUCAGCUACAAUGGAUAGGGCUUGGUGAGACCCGACUUAUCCAAUAUGUUCUCAGAGGACAACAAGAAACACCUCUUGAGAUGGAACCCAGCUUACCUUUUUUUGUUAUUUAUAUUUUUAUAAAUUGUGUGAUUAUUAGGGAUAAGAAUAACAAAUUAUAAAAUGGGUGCAUCUCACCAUCCACUAGAGGCAUUAGCUAACCAAGUAGAAGGUGCUACAAUGGCAAGUGCAUGACAGAAAGACCCCAUGUCUCUCAACUCCAGUUUUCUUUUCUUCCAGUCCAACUAAAUUAUUUGCCCAUGUACGCUGCCAUUCUCUUCAUCUUUGUUACUAUGGGAAAACAUUAAGCCUUUCAUGUAAUAUCAAGUUUUGGGAAAUGAAAAGGGAUCUAUCUAGAUGUUAUUCUGUACACAUAGACAGGUAGCCUUCCAAACGCCCAGAAGUCUAGCCUUCUAAAGAUAUCUGGUAAGAUUUUUUUUUCCAGGAAUCAAAUCAUCAUUUUCCAAAAAAACAAGCUUAAUUUUAAUGCAAAAAGACUGACAAACAAUGGAUAAAAAAACAGUGGGUAGCCUUAAAGCAUCUCUUCCAUAGCAAAGCAUAAAAGCAAAGUUGUACUUAUUCCUAGGAAAUAGUUAUUGUCAUUUCAAUUCUUUUCAUGGGUUUGUUUUUAUCAUUCAUAUUUAAUUUUAAUUUCACCAAUUAUAUUACAUGUGAUAGGUCGUUUUUUCAAAUUGCUGUUAUCAGUUAAACUUCCAGGGUAUCCUUGAAAAGAAAAGUUUGCUUGUUUAAAAUGCCAGUUGUGAUGUUGUAACCAGUUUAAGAAGUUUGAAUGUGAGUGGUAAGUAUAUCUCAGUUUAAAUGGUAAAGGUGAAAUGUAGCUUACAUUUGAAUCUUUUUUUUUUUUUUCAGAACUCUUUUUCCUAUGCAGUAUCAGCUAAGGCAAGUACCUUGCUUAUAAAGACAUAAAGAAAUUAAUUCAAGAAUUAAGGGAUUUCCAGCUCUGGAAUUUAAGAAGCAUUAGCAAGUUUUAUGACACUGACUGACAUGAACAAAAACAGGAGAUAGUUUAGUCAAGUAACUUUCAAUACUGAAUUAAGUUUAGAUACAGUUUUCUUUCUUCCAGCUUCCCACUGGAAAUGAGGACUUUUAACUUAUAGAUUUCUCUCUCCAAAGGAAGAUCUCCCCAAAAAUAUAUAUCUAAUGGAGCCCAAUCUCCACAUGAAUUAAGUUGAAAUGCAGGAGUAUUUAUUCCAGUUUCCCACUGGAAAGUGAGUGUCCUAAAUCAUAAACCCUCUCCAAAGGAAGACCCAAUAAGGUGGAUCUAAUAGAUCCCAGUUUCCUCUGACUUUGGAUGACUCCUCUAUGUUAAAGCAGAAUGGCAACAUAUGAAAGAUAUUUUGAACAACAUCAUGUUUUCUGUUUACCUGCUUUAACAAAUACCAUGUAGUUAGCCAUACACAGAACAGCUUCUCAAUUAUACUAUAGCACUUUUUUAUUGUGGGGUUUUUUUCCACCUUGAUUAGCACUUUAAAGAAGUACUCAGCUCACUCUGCAGCCUGCCACAUUACAAGCAUUAAGUAGCAAAGGUUGCAUAGCUUAUAAAAAUUUAGACAUUGAUUAACAAUUAAGUUUUUCUUUGUUCUUUUGGCUUUUUUUCUUUUUGUUCCAAAUAUGUUCCACCUAGCAUGAGAUCCAUUUGGAGCACAGUUGAUAUUAAAGCAUGUUUAGCUUCAAAGUUUGAAUUUUUAAAGCUGAGUAGUUAAGGAUUUCCUGUAAGGCCAAAACUCUGUAAAUUGAGCCUCAUACCUGGUAUAUAUUUUACCAAACAGCCUUAAACAAUAUUUGGAAGCAAAAACCAAGACGAAUGUAUAUCCUUUAAAAUAAUGCAAAAAAUCCCUUACAUAUUCUUCUAUAAAUGAGUAUUCUAUCCCCAGAGUGUUCAAAGCAUUUUCUACGUAAAGAAAGAGCUGAAUCCUGGGUAGUGUACAAUACUGAUGCUGCUUCCUAUACUUAUUGUACUAUACUAAAUACAAAUGUAUUUGCAAGUAUUGGCAUUUUAGUCUUUUAAAAUGGUAUUAUUUAAAGUUGAGCUGCUAUUUAGAAAUAAUCUACAGAGAAGCAAAGCCAGUGUAUUUCCUAGGUAGGGGAAAAGUAAAACAGACUUGCACGCAUACAUGCAGACCUAUGUAUAAUUACUGGCAGCUGAUAUAUUUUGCCUAAUUUCCUUUAAUACAUACAAAAUAUAUAAAGGUAAAAUAUAAAGAUUAGGUCAUAACUAUUAAACUUAGAUCCCAGAAGAAAGUACAAUUAUGACUUGAAUGAAGUUAUUCAUCAAUUUUAGAUUCUUUUUUGGUAUUCAGUGUCUUCAUUCUUUGAUUUCUACCAUACCUCCUUCUUCCUACCCUCUCUCCCCAAAAAAGAUGGUAUAUAAUAUAAAUAGAUUAUAUAUAUAUAUACAUAUAUAUAUUUAUGGUUAAACCAUCCUGUGGAUGAACAAAUAAAACCCCACUAAAUUUUACAAUGGUUGUUGACUGAUAUGUUAAGUAUGCCUCUUUGGAGAUGCAUAAUUCCCUCUUUAGUCCACCUGUGUUCCAAAGAAGAUUAUUUGAAAGCAGAUGCCUGCUAUGAGAUGAUAAAAUUUUACCUGUUCAUGAUUCACAUCCAAGUGCAAUAUACUCAACUUGUCAUACAGGUGAUAUUCUAUCAACAAAGCAGAAAAGAAGCCAUGUUCAUUUAUGUGUUGUCCGUUUCACCAAUUAAAGAGAAAUAAAGCAAUCUUUAUAAUACCUGUGUUAUAAGUCAAUCAAGCCAAUUUAUUUCAAUCACUUCUAGCAAAUAAUAAUCACAAUCACCACAAUAAGCCUAUCAUAUACUGUAAUUCACUUCAUUUAGAGUGUACUUUUAAUUUAAAAAAAUAAUAAGACAUGGAACUGAGUGUCUAAAACACAGUUGAAAUUAUUGGCAUAAAAUGUUCUAUGAACAUGAAUUUGAUGUUCUCCAGAAAAAGAUGAUGUUCUCCAGAAAAAGAAUUUGAUGUUCUCCCUAUCUAUGGAAAUGGACAUAUAUAUGUGCAUAUACAUAUCAUAAAGGUAUCAUUGAUCAUUGAAAAAUUAAUAUUACUUUGGGAAUUAUAUUGCUAAAAAACCACAAACCAAUUGAUCAGCUGUAAAAUUUCACAUUUAAAAAAUUUAGUAAUGCAAAGGUUUAUUAGUUAAUUGUAAAAAACAACCAAAAAGAAUAAACAGGAAUCAAAAAUUUGACCUUAACCGAGAAAUAUUUUUAAGAAUUUAUAUUUGCUUAAAAAUACACUGUUUUCAAUGCAAUGAUUUCUUCUUUGCAUUUCUUUCCUCCCUCACUCAUUUCAUUAGAUGCAAUUCUUGUGAAUUAAAAAUGUUACCAUACUUUACUCCUCUGCAAAUUUCCCAGGAACCAAUGGGCAUAAUUGGGUAUUAAUUGGGCAAUAUGUAAAUAAAAUGACAUACUAUUUGAUAAGAAAAUAUCUAAUUUUCAAGUUCAGAUGCAUUGAAGAUUUUGCACCAAAUUAAUUUAAAGUACAUUUAAGUGACUUAAUUUUUAAACCUCCCCCCCAAAGUAGUAUAAUCUACUAUUAACUUUACUAUCUUUUCUUUUAAUAUUAGUAUAAAGAAGUAGGUGAAAUUCUACCUCACUAGUUUCAAUGGGUAGAUAAAAUUUAUCAUUAAAAAACUAUGUUUCACAUUAUGUGCACAGAUAUAUGUACUUUCAGCACCUUCUUUUGAUAUAUAUGUCUCCAUUUUCCUAUCUUAACUUUUCCCCUUUUCUAUCAUUCCUCCAAAGGCAGAAUCCUAUAUUAAUUAUGAAUUUUUGGCACCUCUACAAUUCUCAUUAAGUUUCUGUAUUGUUCUGUUUUCAUGAGGUAUUCCCAUGAUGGAUAAACUGAAAAAAAAUGUUGACCAGUAUCCCAGACAAACAAUUGGUUUGCAUCAUUCAUGAGAUUCAUCUAGUUCUGGCCAAAUUCUUAUGGCUGAGAGUCUUGCCCAAUAUUCUGUGCCUGCUGAUAGAGAUUUUAAUAAAUCCAAAUGAGGCUCUGAAAUAUUUUAAUGGGGCUUUGAAAGAAUACAUAUUUUGUGGGAACAUCUCUCAAAGAUUUGAGUAACUAUGCACAUAAAGAAAUAGGCACAAAUAGGCAAAAGAAUAUAUUUGUGAGGCCUAAAAUGAAAUUCAGGAAUAAGAAUGCUUUAGAGAAUUCAUGACAUCUUUCCAGAUGAUGAUAGUUAAUGCCAUGUCCCUCACUUCACACCAGGAAUCUUGCAGCUUGGAAAAGGUAAAAAGUAGGAUGGAAGUCUAGAACUAACCUUCAUCAACAGGGAUUAUCUCAUACUAGAGCAAAUGUAGCAGGUGAGUUCCUAUAUUGGGCUCUCCUCAUGCAACUUCCAGAAAGUGAAACAUAAAGAAAUAUAAGUGGCAUAGUGGACUUGGAGUAUGGAAGACCAUGUUCAAAUCCUGCUUCAGAUGCUUUCCAGCUGUGUAAUCCUAAGCAAGUCACUUAACUUCUCUAUGCCUCGGUUUCCUGAUCUGUAAAAUGAGAGCUCAGUGGCCUUUCUGCUCUAACUCUAUGAUCUGUUACAUCAUUGUUCUUCUGGAGAGAAGACUGGCUAUUGCAUGGAUAGGAAUUCAGAUAUCUUUUUUAAAUGUAUGCAUAUAUUAUUUAUAUAAGGCAUUUCUGUUUACAUGUCUAAAUUGUAUUCAUUUCACAACUUAACCUGUCCCCACCAAAUCCUUUUGCUUUCUGUCUUUCACAACAAAUUGAACAUAUCAGGUGUUAAGAAAUCAAGAAGUUAGGGUCAGUUAUUCUUAAAUAUAAGGCAUAUAUUUUCCAGGGAAAUUCUUUUAUCAUUUUUAAAUUGACAUUUUAGUUAUACCUUUCACAUUUUGAACAAUAAUUUUUGUGUCAAAUCUCAAAGGUCUAAAUAACUAAAUCAAAUCAGUGUCUGGUACCUUAAGUAACUUGGCACCUUCAUAAGAAAGAUAUAUGGCCAAUUGCAAUUGUACUAAGUUUAUAGUUUCAAUAAGUUACAAGUAUUAAGACAAUUUAACCUUUGUAAUUCUAACUUGAAAGGACUUUCACACCAAGGGGUGCCUGGAUACUUUGAAAAUUGAUAAAGAGGAACAAGUACUUAGUACUUGUUAGUUAGGCAAUCUACUUUUUAGUCUCACAUUAAUCACUAAAUCAUCAUGUAAAAUCAGGCGUGGAUACAUUGUGUCUUAGUUUUCUCAUCUGUAAUGUUGGAAUAAAAACAAUAAUAAUACUUAUUUCUUGCCUAACUCACAAAUAUAUAAUGAGGAUUGACAACAUAAUGUUAAGGUAUGUUGAAGGUAUGCUGAAUUCACAAGAAGCAAGUGAUAAAAGUAUAAUGUAUUGUUAUUAUUAGAUUAGUUACCAAAUUCUAGAGACAUGAAUAUUGAGAAUCAUUAACAGUGUUGUUCUUCUUUAAUGGUUUACAUCGUUCAUAAUGUGAAAAUGCAUUUUUCAACAGGUUUAGAAACCUGCAAAAGACCAGAGCAUGUGAUGUCUCGAAAGAGAACAGGAAGUAUUGGUCAAGUGUACUAAUACUGACCCCAUGCUCUGGUUUGAAAUGCUCCCUCAGCAUUUUGACUUGCAAAGAGCUCACAAAACAGCCUCUCAGUGGGUUGGGAGGUGGGGAGAUAACUCAAGAAAAGUGGAUUUUUUCCCCUGUGCCUUUGGCUCCAAUGUUUCUAGAGUGUUUCCAUGAAUAUGGGCUAGCCACUCGCCCAAAUUAAACUUCAUUCAAAAAACAUUUGGUCAGUCCCUUAAAUUUGCACAUUUCGAGGAUGAAUUCAAGUAAACAUUAAAGAAUGAAAGAAAAUCAAUGUCAGAAAAUAGAGAACCAAGUCUAUGGAGUACAUCUUAAAUAAAAUUAGAUACAAUUAUCAACAUUACCUUGGUAUUUCUGACAAGAGUUUUGGAGUAAUACUCCCAUUCAAUUCUAGUUUGUAGAAAUCCUUAAUUUCAUGACUCAGAGAAACUAGUCCAUGGCAACACUCCAAGAAACAACCACCUUGUCAUGCAAGUGGUCACUGAGAAAUGUCUAUAAUUUAUAUGACCUGCUGUCCUGGACCUUCUAUUUGUAUCCAGCUUUAAUAAAAGAAUUACAUACAAUUUCAAUGUAAACAUUUGAUUAAUGACAUUCUCUGCAAAGGAAGUAUUAUCGACAUAGUAGGAAAUACUUUUAAGAAAUAUUUUGUAUCUACACAAACAAAAGGAACACAGAGGUUUACCUCCCUACUUUCUUAUAUUUUAUGUGACUCUUCAUUAUUGGUGCUGAAUCUGAACCUGAAAGAUUUGAGUCAAAUCUUUCAUAUAUCUAAUGAACAAGAGGAGCUAUUGAAUGAUUACUGCAAAGUUUCUUGAAGUACUAAUUUAUCCUUCUCACGGAGACCAUAAUCGCCACAAAGCAUAACUUUCUUGUCUACUGAAACACACCUGGGGAAAAUGUAAACGUUACUUGUAAUUACCUAUGGAUGCCACCUGUUCAUGCUUUAAUUUAUCUCCAUUGUUUUAAUAUAAUCAUAUCACUUUUAAAGGGCUCAGCAUGUAUGUAUCUUUCAUUCCACUUUAUAUACUAGUUUGCUGAAUUAACAAGGUUUCCCUUGCAAAUAGUGCAACCUAGCCUACUUUGGAAUUCUCCUUUCCAAAAAAUAAGCCACUCUUCCCUGUACACAUUCUUCCUGUACAGAGGCUGAAUUCAUGCAUCCAUCCUCCAUCCUCCAUGCCAAAAUACUCAAAGGUGGCCUAAGGACUAAAUUAAAUGCCUCCUAUAGAAUUUCCAGGAAUGUUAGAACCAGGAAACUAGUUGUUUAGUUAAAGUUUUUUUAAAAAGUAUAUAAAUAUAUAUAUAUAUAUACAUAUAUACAUAUGAAAUCAUAUCAACAAUGAGGAUGAACUGAGUGCCAAAUAGCCAACAUCUGUACAAAAUCACCUGCCACUAGAGUUAACUAUUUUAUGUAAUUCUCUUUCACAUGCUUUUCAGAUUCUUUUGAUAAAUUCGCUUUAGUAGCAUGCAGGAUACUACUCUGAAUGUACAGUAAUUUCCAUUACCACCAUACUUUGUGUAUCUGGGAAAUAACUUCAUUACCAGAAUGUUGGUCAUUCCUUUAAAACACCGAACAAUUGCUUUUAUUUGAGUUGUUUUUUCCCAUGAUCCUUUGUUUACUCUAAGCUGAUUGUAAGGAAAAUGUGCUUCACUAUUGCUCCAGAACUCUUUUAUGAAGCUGCUCUUUCAAUUGAUUUCUGUAUUGCUUAUGUUCAUCUCCUGUAAAUAAUUCUGCAAUUAAAUUUUUUGAGAAAAGUA